AGGAGUCUUGCCAUGUGUGUGGUGCCUCUCGUUGGGUUACCAAUGAAAAUGAGAAGAAAGAUUCCGCAACUGAAUCUAAAAAGAAGAAGAAGAAGAAACCAGCCAAGGUGUUGCGAUAUUUCCCAUUGAUUUCAAGGCUCCAAAGGUUAUUUGCAACCAAGAAGACAUCAACUGACAUGCAUUGGCAUGAUGAGGGUCGUACAAAAGAUGGAUUGCUGCGAUGUCCAGCUGAUGGAGAGGCUUGGAAAGAUUUUGAUGCCAGAUAUCCUAAAUUCGCUGAGGAUUCCCGUAAUGCGCGGCUAGGCGUUGGGUCUGAUGGGUUUAAUCCUUUCCGACUCAUGAGUGCAGAACAUAGUACUUGGCCAGUGAUGCUUAUUCCAUACAACCUACCACCUUGGAUCUGCAUGAAGCAAACAUCUCUAAUUUUAUCAAUGAUUAUUCCUGGACCAAGUUCCCCUGGCAAUGACAUUGAUGUAUAUUUGCAGCCGUUGGUGGAUGAGCUGCAACAACUUUGGAAGGGUGUGGACACUUUUGACUCAUGUACUCAGGAGAAAUUUUCUCUUCGAGCUGCACUAUUAUGGACUUUGAACGAUUUUCCAGCAUUAGCUUACCUCUAUGGGUGGAGCACGAGCGGUAAAUAUGCUUGCCCGUCUUGUGGUCCUUUCACAAGAUCAUAUUGGCUAAAGAAGAGUAAGAAAUUUUGUUAUAUGGGUCAUCGCCGAUGGCUACCACAGAAUCAUGUAUUUCGGAGACGAAAGAAGGAGUUUGAUAACACCGAAGAGAUGGAACUUGCACCUAUAACAAUGAGUGGUAGCUCAGCUUUGAGAAUGUUGCAGGGCAGAGUGUUUGUCUUAGGAAAAAAGGUUAUUGUGGCAAAGAAAGGGAAAGGGAAAAAGAAGGGCAAAGACAGUGAAAAAGGAACUGAAGGUCCUGAAAAACAGAAGCGUAAAAGAGCGCCUAACAAGAAAUCAGGUAACGUCGCACGUAAACCUGAAAAGAAGCCUGAGGAUUGUUUCAAAAAGAAGUCGAUAUUCUUUGAUUUGGAAUACUGGGAGCACAACAAGUUAAGGCACAAUCUAGAUGUAAUGCAUAUUGAGAAAAAUGUCUUCGAAAAUUUAAUUGGAACCUUACUGGAUAUUGAUUCUAAAACAAAGGAUGGCCUUGAUGCACGACUUGACUUAGGAGAAAUUGGAAUUCGAUCUAGCCUUCAACCUCAUGAAGGUGAUAAGGGUAAAACUGAAUUGCCGCAUGCACCUUUUAAUAUGUAUAAAGAAAAGAAGGAGAUUCUUUGUACAGUGGUUAAGAAUUGUAGGACACCUGAUGGUUGUGCAUCAAACUUUUCGAGGUGUGUGAACAUGAAAGAAUUGACAUUGACUGGCCUCAAAAGCCACGACUGCCAUGUUAUUCUACAAGACAUCCUUCCUGUGGCACUUUUACACUGUUAUCCCAGUAAAGAUGUCAUGAUAAUAGUUGUUGAGGUGGCUAAUUUCUUCAAGAAGCUAUGCUCCAAAGUGUUAGAUGUUUUUGAGCUUGACAAACUGCAAGAGAGUAUUGUGAAGACACUUUGUAAUAUGGAAAAGGUUUUUCUUCCAUCGUUUUUUACUGUCAUGGUACAUUUAAUGGUGCAUUUAGUUGAAGAAGCUAAACUUGGUGGCCCGGUGCAUUACAGGUGGAUGUACCCUCUCGAGAGAUCAUUUGUUUGGCUAAAGUCACUUGUGCGCAAUAGAGCUUAUCCUGAAGGUUCUAUUGCUGAAGGAUAUACUGUUGAAGAAUGCUUGACCUUUUGUUCAAGAUUUCUAGAAGGAACCACACGUUUCACAAGAACAUCUAGGAACCCUGAUCCUUCAGAUAAUACAAAGGGCAUAUACAUGUUUGAUAGUGUUGGUGAGCCAAUUGGAAAGGCUGUCACUAUAGGCCAGUUGGACGAUCAGCUUCUAGUUCAAGCACAUCGAUAUGUCUUGCGACACUCUGAUGAGCUUGAUGAUCUCCGUAGAGAAUUUCUGGACCAAGAGAGGAGGAAACCGGGUAACUUAAAUUUGACGGAUGAUGACAAGGAGGAUUUGAUUGGUAGACACUUUGCUGACUGGUUGGAACAAAAGGUUAUACUAGAUGAUGGAACGGAUAUCACAGAAAAGAUAAGGGCAUUAGCCGCAAAACCAAGCAAAUGCGGGGUGCGCUAUAGUGGCUAUAUAAUUAAUGGUUUCAGGUUUCAUACUAUCAGUCACGAGACAGGACACGUGACACAAAAUAGUGGUGUCGUGAACCUUGCUGAAAAUGGCGUGUCCUAUUAUGGUCGGUUAUCUGACAUCUUCGAAUUGUCAUACAAAGAUUACAAGGUGGUCUUCUUUAAAUGUGAUUGGUAUGAUGUUCAUCACAAAGCUGGUAUUAUAAGAGAUGAGUUUGGAUUCACUCAUGUGAACUUCUCCCGAAAAAUACAUACAGGGGAGAAGUUAGAGGAUGAACCUUUUGUAUUUUCUUCCCAAGUGGACUAGGUCUUCUAUAUCCAAAAUCCGAGAAGUGAGAAUUGGAAUACCAUGGUGAAAUUCAAACCUCGUGAUAUUUUUGACAUGGGUGGAGAACCAUCUUCAGAUGAAACAGAGUAGUCUUUGUGUUUUUAGCUUGUUAUCUCCAGCUAAGAUAUAGGUUGAGCAAUUGUCAUCCAUGCUCCUAGGUAGAAUUACUCCAACAUAAUUAUUCUAGCUGGGUGGAUCUUCUUCGGAAUGUAUGUUACUUUGUGAUGAACGAGCCUAUGGUCUUUUUUUUAAUGUGUAUGU
Molecule: messenger RNA, 2774 nt
Organism: Triticum dicoccoides
Lineage: Eukaryota; Viridiplantae; Streptophyta; Magnoliopsida; Poales; Poaceae
Exons: 4
Coding region: 177-2492 (771 amino acids)
Source: RefSeq, a predicted model, not a curated record